AGCUGGCCCGCUAUCGCGCUGUCAAAGUCCUUUCCUAAUUGCGCAAUUCGCGUUCUUACCGGAUUUGUUUGAUGUCCCAUUUCCGGGAAUUUGUUCUAUUUUCGUCCGCACAGUCGCCUUGCCAAAGUGCCGUCUAAUGACAUCACCGUUUGUUGUGAUUUCGGCACCGUCGGAAGAUCCUGAACCCGUGCCCGCCCCCAUUGCGCAGGAAGCAGAGUCCCACGUUGACAUGCUGAGCCGAGCAGCUGCCGUCGCGGCCGCGAGCGUUUCGUCAGUUCGCCUAGCAGCGUCCGCGAGUGCACGUCAGGUCCGCGACAGGAGGAGAAGUAGCACCCAAGCUCGGGAAGCCAUGAAGUAUAUUUUAGUGACGGGCGGCGUGAUAAGUGGCGUCGGGAAGGGAGUGAUAGCGAGCUCCUUCGGGACCUUGCUCAAGUCGUGCGGGAUAGACGUGACCUCGAUCAAGAUCGAUCCGUACAUCAACAUCGACGCUGGGACCUUUUCGCCCUACGAGCACGGAGAAGUAUACGUUCUAGACGAUGGCGGCGAAGUGGAUUUGGAUCUCGGAAACUAUGAAAGAUUCUUGGACAUCACAUUGCACAGUGAUAACAAUAUCACAACAGGCAAAAUUUACAAGCUCGUCAUUGAAAAAGAGCGUGCUGGGGAGUAUUUAGGCAAAACCGUACAAGGUAAGUUGGAACUCAUUCAAAAACCAUUGCCGACAUCACCAAAGCUCUCUCAUUUCCUUCCAGUUGUUCCACAUAUCACAGAUGCCAUCCAAGAAUGGGUUGAACGUGUAGCUCAGCGUCCUGUUCGCGGCACAAAUAAGCCACAAGUUUGCAUAGUUGAACUGGGCGGAACCAUUGGCGAUAUCGAAGGAAUGCCAUUCGUUGAAGCUUUUCGUCAAUUUCAAUUUCGUGUCAAACGUGAAAAUUUCUGUGUUGCUCAUGUCUCUCUGGUGCCAAUGCCCCGUUCCACUGGUGAACCGAAAACCAAACCGACCCAAAGUUCAGUUCGCGAAUUGCGAGGAUUGGGCUUAGCUCCUGAUUUGAUUGUUUGUCGAUCCGAGAAACCUAUUGGGCAAGAGGUUAAGGACAAGAUUAGUAAUUUCUGUCAUGUGGCACCUGAACAAGUAAUUUGUAUCCAUGAUUUGAGCUCGAUUUAUCAUGUCCCGUUGCUGAUGGAAUCACACAAUGUUAUAGAGUUUUUGAAUCAGAGACUGCAACUACAUAUCCCGAUGGAGCGACGUGACAAAUGUCUUCAAAAGUGGAAAGACUUAGCCAGACGAUCCGACACCCUACACAAAGAAGUUAACAUCGCCCUUGUCGGUAAAUACACCAAACUCGAAGACGCAUACACAUCAAUUUCGAAAUCUCUUCAACACGCCUGCAUAGCGGUUGGCUACAAGCUAAACUUGCGAUACAUUGAAGCUUGCCAUUUGGAACAACAAACCCGCGAAAAUUCCCCUUCUCUUUAUCACGAGGCGUGGCAGAAACUCUGCACCAGCAAUGGUGUCCUAGUACCUGGUGGAUUUGGGUCCCGUGGAAUGGAGGGCAAAAUAGUAGCGUGUAAUUGGUGUCGUGAGAAGAAGAAGCCAUUCUUGGGCAUCUGUUUAGGUUUACAGGCGGCAGCGAUUGAGUUUGCACGAAACGUCCUGGACAUGAAAGAUGCCAACUCGACAGAAGUUAAUCCGAAUACCACACAUCCGGUGGUAAUCGACAUGCCUGAGCACCAUCCUGGACAGAUGGGAGGUACCAUGAGACUGGGGCAACGUGUUACUACUUUCUCUUCGGAACACAGCAUUAUCAAAGAGUUGUACGGAAAUCCGGAACAUAUUCGCGAACGGCAUCGUCACAGGUAUGAGAUCAACCCAAAAUACGUGAACCAAUUUGAGGAGAAAGGACUUAAAUUUGUUGGAUACGAUGCUGAACAGACACGUAUGGAAGUUAUGGAGCUGAAAGACCAUCCAUACUAUGUAGCCACACAAUAUCAUCCCGAGUACUUAUCACGACCCCUGAAGCCUUCCCCGCCAUUCUUAGGAUUCAUCCUAGCAUCAGUUGGCAAACUGCAAAACUAUAUCAUGCGCGGUUGUAGGCUGUCACCGCGACAACAAUCCGACGUGAGUUCUGACGAGGAAGAGAUCUUGUUGAAGAGCUUGAAAAUUAAUAAUACAAAUAGUGGAGAGAAGAAGAAUUUCUUGAGUUCGGCUGACGUUAAGGAGCAGAAUACAUUUAAUAAUUCGAAUGGACAUGUUAGUAAUGACGAGGAGCCGAGUAAUUGAGGGGAAUCCUUUUAGAUUGACGAACAGUAUGUGCAAAUGCAAUAUUCUGCCCUUGGACUAAGGCGCUAGGCGUGUAUGGUUAGGAGAUAGGAUUGUAAUAGAAACUAUUUUAUUAUUAUAUUUUUAAGUGAAAAGGAUAAAAAUGUUCUUAUUCCACAUUUCAUUGUUUUUACAAUAAAAUUAUCUCGAAACUAAA
Hermetia illucens (black soldier fly) is the source of this 2474-nucleotide messenger RNA. RefSeq names its product CTP synthase (gene Ctps). The transcript has 3 exons. The record is from RefSeq and is a predicted model, not a curated record. Gene Ontology annotation, molecular function: CTP synthase activity; identical protein binding. Bases 137 to 2278 code for a protein of 713 amino acids. Gene Ontology annotation, biological process: pyrimidine nucleobase biosynthetic process; CTP biosynthetic process. Lineage: Eukaryota; Metazoa; Arthropoda; Insecta; Diptera; Stratiomyidae. Gene Ontology annotation, cellular component: cytoplasm; cytoophidium.